Messenger RNA from Prunus avium (sweet cherry), 3108 nucleotides. RefSeq names its product hyperosmolality-gated Ca2+ permeable channel 1.2. Gene Ontology annotation, cellular component: plasma membrane. The record is from RefSeq and is a predicted model, not a curated record. NCBI's taxonomy places the organism in Eukaryota, Viridiplantae, Streptophyta, Magnoliopsida, Rosales, Rosaceae. Gene Ontology annotation, molecular function: calcium-activated cation channel activity.
GUAAGAAGGAAGCCAACAAAACUCAAACCAACCUCCUUCCUCUCACCCAUCCCAUCAUAACCACCGUUUUUCCCAAAUUCCAAGCUCCUCUCUGUGAAUUCUCUUUUCCACGAAAACGAAUUCCACUGUUUGGGUAUAUUGAUAUUUUUCCUGUGUCUGUCUGGAAAGGGAUCGUUCUUGUAGUUAUUUUAUUCCCACUCAUCUGUUUCUCAGUGGUUCUGAUUAAAAGUUGCAAACUUGCGUAGUGGGAGGCACAGUUAGAGUAGCGUGAGUUCUGGGUUUCCUGCAGAGGGCGUGGGAGGAAUAUCUUGCUUUCUUUCAUGGGAAUUUGAAGCAAUUCCAACACUCCCUAAUUCAACUUACCGAUCCGUAAUCCCAGGCUAUUGCAUUUUUGUUUCUGGAAGAUAUAAAUGGCUACACUUGGAGAUUUAGGGGUUGGAGCAGCCAUCAAUAUUCUUAGCGCAUUCCUUUUCUUUGUAGUAUUUGCCAUUCUUAGGCUUCAACCCUUCAAUGAUAGGGUGUACUUUCCAAAAUGGUAUUUUAAGGGACUAAGGGAGAGUCCCACACAUUCUGGUGCAUUUGUGCGCAAGUUUGUCAAUCUGGACUUUAGGUCAUACAUAAGGUUUUUGAACUGGAUGCCAGCUGCAUUGAAGAUGCCAGAACCGGAGCUUAUUGAUCAUGCAGGAUUGGAUUCUGCAGUGUACUUACGGAUAUAUUUGAUAGGGCUUAAAAUCUUUGUUCCUAUAGCAUUCCUUGCAUGGGCUGUUUUGGUACCAGUCAACUGGACAAAUAGCACUUUGGAUCUAGCAAAGCUAGCCAAUGUUACUUCCAGUGACAUUGAUAAGCUCUCAAUUUCAAAUGUCCCAGAUAAAUCACAAAGAUUCUGGAGUCAUAUAGUGAUGGCUUAUAUCUUUACCUUUUGGACAUGCUAUGUGCUGCUGAAGGAGUAUGAGACUGUUGCCAAAAUGCGGUUGCAUUUUCUUGCAACAGAGCAGCGCCGACCAGAUCAAUUUACGGUCCUUGUUAGAAAUGUUCCACCAGACGCAGACGAAUCUACAAGUGAGCUUGUGGAGCACUUUUUUCUGGUCAACCAUCCAGAUCACUAUCUUACACAUCAGGUGGUAUACAAUGCCAAUAAACUUGCGAAGUUGGUAAAGAAGAAGAAAAAGAUGCAGAACUGGCUUGUCUACUAUCGGAAUAAAGUUUCUAGAAGUAAAAAUUCAGCAAGGCCCUUAAUGAAGACUGGUUUUCUUGGGCUUUGGGGAAAUAAAGUUGAUGCAAUUGAAUAUUAUGAAACUGAGAUUGAGAAAUUGUCAAAUGAUAUAGCUGAAGAAAAGGAGAGGGUUGCAAAUGAUUCCAAGUCUAUCAUGCCAGCUGCCUUUGUUUCCUUUAAAACUCGAUGGGGUGCUGCUGUUUGUGCACAAACUCAACAAUCCAGAGAUCCAACUAUUUGGUUAACCGAAUGGGCUCCAGAGCCACGUGAUGUAUAUUGGCCAAACCUGGCAAUUCCAUAUGUUUCACUCUCAGUUAAGAGGCUAAUUAUGGGUGUUGCAUUCUUUUUUCUCACCUUCUUUUUCAUGAUCCCGAUUGCAUUUGUACAAUCUUUUGCAAGCCUUGAGGGAAUCGAGAAAGCAGCUCCAUUCCUAAAACCCAUUGUAGAAAUGAAGUUCAUUAAGUCAGUCGUUGCAGGUUUUCUACCUGGGAUUGCACUGAAGUUGUUUCUAAUCUUUCUGCCAACCAUAUUGAUGAUCAUGGCUAAAUUUGAGGGCUUUACAUCUAAGUCUUCCCUUGAAAGGAGAGCCGCAUCUAGAUACUAUCUCUUCAUUUUUGUGAAUGUAUUCCUUGGGAGCAUUGUUAUUGGAACAGCGUUUGAACAGCUAAAUUCUUUCAUUCACCAAUCAGCAACUGAGAUUCCAAAAACAAUUGGUGUUGCAAUCCCAAUGAAAGCAACUUUCUUUAUGACAUAUAUAAUGGUUGAUGGAUGGGCUGGUAUAGCUGCAGAGAUUUUGAUGUUGAAACCACUGAUAAUAUUCCAUUUGAAGAAUUUCUUCCUGGUUAAGACUGAUAAGGAUAGGGAGGAGGCAAUGGAUCCAGGAAGUAUUGGUUUCAACACUGGAGAGCCUCGUAUACAGUUCUAUUUCUUACUAGGCCUUGUGUAUGCUACAGUGACACCAGCCUUACUUCCGUUCAUAAUUAUCUUCUUUGGCCUGGCUUAUGUUGUUUUCCGUCAUCAGAUCAUAAAUGUUUAUAACCAGGAGUAUGAAAGCGCUGCAGCAUUCUGGCCUGAUGUCCAUGGUCGUGUUGUCUCUGCAUUGAUUAUCUCACAACUCCUCCUUUUUGGAUUGUUGAGUACAAAAAGAGCUGCUCUGUCAACACCGUUUCUCAUUGCACUUCCAGUGCUGACCAUAUGGUUCUAUAGGUAUUGCAAAGGUCGUUUCGAACCUGCAUUUGUGACAUAUCCAUUACAGGAAGCAAUGAUGAAAGAUACUCUGGAACGUGCAAAAGAACCAAACUUGAAUUUGAAAGGCUAUCUUCAGAGCGCAUAUGUCCAUCCAGUUUUUAGAGAUUGUGAUGACGAUGAAGACAAUGAGUCGAUUGACAAGGGUGAAAAUGAGAGCGUGAUUGUGCCCACAAAACGGCAUUCUCGGAGGAAUACCCCAGUACCUAGCAGAAUGACAGGUGGAUCCUCACCAUCUCUGCCUGAUGUUGUUGAAGCCUAUGCACAACCUUAAAUUGCAAGUCGGAAAAUUAUAUUUUAGGUGUAAAUUUACAAUGUUGCACAAGUGGAAGAUUAAAUGAGCCAAUAGUGAGGCAUAUGGGGAGGCCAGAGAGAGAGAGAGAAGAGAGCUGAGCAUAGGCUCUGGUGAGCCAUGCCAGCAUGAGUUUUGGUUAUUCAUUGUCCGAAGGAAGAAGCAAACCAGAAGAGGAUGAAAAGGGCAAUGGAAUUGUGUAAUUAUGUGAUUUUGAACAGCUUCCUUUUCUUAUCUUUUUGUUUCUGUUGACAAAUCGUGUAAUUAUGCAAGGAAUUCUGAUUUUGAAUUGGUUUGUAAAUCGACGGAUCUACUUAAAAAGCAUAAUACAGUGAACCUUGUCCUCCUUACCAUUGUA